CCGACCUUGCCCGGCUCCGGUUGGCUUUUGAAUAUCUGACCGGGGAUUCCUGCGCUGCCUCCCGAUGGCUGCAGCGGGCGGACUGGACAGCUGUCUGCAGCGGGCCAGAUCUCAAAGUGACCCGAACAUCCUCACCGAACCGGACAUCGAUUUGGCGCACAGCGCAGUGGAAGUGUUGGACCAGCAGAGGGUGCUGAGGACAGGUUGCCUGGUGACAGGGGUGCACACACCGCCGAUCCGCCGGAACAGCAAGCUGGCCACCCUGGGGCGCCUCUUCAAGCCCUGGAAGUGGCGGAAAAAGAAAAACGAGAAGCUGAAGCAGAGCUCCACAGAUGUAGCGUUAUCCAGCAGUCUUCUAUGCCACGACCCCAGCUCUCCUACUCAGGGCUGCUGCUCAGACGGCGGCGUCCUGCUCGGAGGCUUCGGGGGACCUCUGACACCAAACCUCACAGUGAGCAGUGUGGAAUACCUCGGCCCUGAGGAGGAGCUCCCCCCUCCAGUAGCUGCUCCUCUUCAGGACUGCGAACGUGUGAAUGAGAACCUCCCACUGCCAGAGGAGGAUGGAAGAGAGGCGCACCCCGCCAGUGACUUGCUUGAGGGGCUGCAGGAAGAGGCUGUGCACAUGGAAGAAAAACCAGAAGAGGAGAUUCCGCCAGGAACGUCUCCACCACAAGUACCUCCUAAACUGUUGUCUCAGAUGAGUCAUGGAGAAGAUUCAGGACCUGUGUCGCUUCCUGCUCACCUGCCCAACUCCUACCUCCCCAAGGAGCCUCCACGGGCCACAGAAAGUCUGGUUUCUAUGACCCUGCCACUGCGAGGGCCCCUCUCCAACCCCUCAGGGUCCCCACAUCUCGGCAAUAUGCACCCUCCAAUGCCCCCUAGCUGCAUUAUGGAAGAACUGCAGAGAGCCUUUGCUUCGAAGAACAGACAGGAGAGUGUCCGUGACGGGUGUGAGCAGGGCUCACCUCCCAGGCUGUGGUGCUCAGACGGACGACUGUCUCGCUCCUGCAGCUCGGAGAACCAACACGGCUCCUCUGGGGGCGGCUGUGUGGGAGGCGGCGGGUCUGACUGGCCCAAGGAGGCUGAGGAGAAUAAGGAGAACGUACGGCUGGACCAGUGCUUCUCCAACACCUCAGGCCUCCCCACUGACCUGGACGGCUGGAACGAGUCCGUCAUCUCCGGUGGGUUGGACAACUUUCAGAAAUGUAGUUUACAUGUAUUGUGGUCCAGCUUCACCAGCACGAAUUCACAGUCAUGUGACGGCAUCAUGGACGUUGAGGAUGGAAAACUAACCCUGGCUUCAUUCUCUCUCUCUCUUUCUUCCCACCUCAUUUUUUAUCUACAUACUUGGUCGGUUUCCUGCCAUUUCCUCCUUCUGGUCAACUCUUGGGCCUUCUCCACUCACGCUGCAGUGGAAGUGUUGGACCAGCAGAGGGUGCUGAGGACAGGUUGCCUGGUGACAGGGGUGCACACACCGCCGAUCCGCCGGAACAGCAAGCUGGCCACCCUGGGGCGCCUCUUCAAGCCCUGGAAGUGGCGGAAAAAGAAAAACGAGAAGCUGAAGCAGAGCUCCACAGAUGUAGCGUUAUCCAGCAGUCUUCUAUGCCACGACCCCAGCUCUCCUACUCAGGGCUGCUGCUCAGACGGCGGCGUCCUGCUCGGAGGCUUCGGGGGACCUCUGACACCAAACCUCACAGUGAGCAGUGUGGAAUACCUCGGCCCUGAGGAGGAGCUCCCCCCUCCAGUAGCUGCUCCUCUUCAGGACUGCGAACGUGUGAAUGAGAACCUCCCACUGCCAGAGGAGGAUGGAGAAGAGGAGGCGCACCCCGCCAGUGACUUGCUUGAGGGGCUGCAGGAAGAGGCUGUGCACAUGGAAGAAAAACCAGAAGAGGAGAUUCCGCCAGGAACGUCUCCACCACAAGUACCUCCUAAACUGUUGUCUCAGAUGAGUCAUGGAGAAGAUUCAGGACCUGUGUCGCUUCCUGCUCACCUGCCCAACUCCUACCUCCCCAAGGAGCCUCCACCCAGGGCCACAGAAAGUCUGGUUUCUAUGACCCUGCCACUGCGAGGGCCCCUCUCCAACCCCUCAGGGUCCCCACAUCUCGGCAAUAUCAUGCACCCUCCAAUGCCCCCUAGCUGCAUUAUGGAAGAACUGCAGAGAGCCUUUGCUUCGAAGAACAGACAGGAGAGUGUCCGUGACGGGUGUGAGCAGGGCUCACCUCCCAGGCUGUGGUGCUCAGACGGACGACUGUCUCGCUCCUGCAGCUCGGAGAACCAACACGGCUCCUUGCUGGGGGGCGGCUGUGUGGGAGGCGGCGGGUCUGACUGGCCCAAGAAGGAGGCUGAGGAGAAUAAGGAGAACGUACGGCUGGACCAGUGCUUCUCCAACACCUCAGGCCUCCCCACUGACCUGGACGGCUGGAACGAGUCCGUCAUCUCCGGCACACUUCCUCGCAGGCUAAGGAAGGAGCUGCUGGCUGUCAAACUACGCAACCGGCCCAGCAAGCAGGAGCUGGAAGACCGGAAUAUCUUCCCAGCAAGGAGUGACCAGGAACGCCAGGAAAUACGCCAACAGAUCGAGAUGAAACUUGCCAAGAGACUGAGCCAGAGGCCGAACGUGGAGGAGCUGGAGAGUCGGAACAUCCUCAAACAGAGAAACGACCAGACAGAGCAGGAGGAGAGACGAGAGAUCAAACAGCGACUAAACAGAAAGCUCAACCAGCGGCCCACAGUGGAUGAACUGCGUGACAGAAAGAUCCUGAUCCGCUUCAGUGACUAUGUGGAGGUGGCCAAAGCUCAGGACUACGACAGGAGAGCAGACAAACCCUGGACUCGGCUCUCGGCAGCAGACAAAGCUGCAAUUCGGAAAGAGCUAAAUGAGUUCAAAAGCACGGAGAUGGAAGUGCACGCCUCCAGCAAACAUCUAACGAGGUUUCACCGCCCAUGAAAUCGACGUGUUUCUUCUGUGAAGAAAUGUCGAGUUUGGAAAUGUUCUGCAGCUGCCUUGAUGCUGCUCAGCAGCAGCGGCUCAAAGAGGCCUGGAGCCUUUUUGUCUUCAGAGUGUCUUUAAUAAUCUUGCAGCACCUCUUUGCUGUCGUUCUGACACAGUAGGGGGGCAGAGGUGUUGCAGGACGGUGGCUCCUGGGGGAGCGUUUGCGGCAGCGUGUCCGGAGGACAGCUGGGCGUGGCCACGCGGAGGCUGGCUGGUGGGAGAUGACUUUGGUGAACCUUCUGACUGUCGUGGCAAGAGCUUGAGGAAAAUAGUCUUGUCAGUCAGUCAGUGUUGGGUUUUUUUUUUAACUACUUCAUGGACUCCUUUGAUGAGACGUAGGAAAUCUGUGUCAUGGGAAGAAGUUGUGCAUGUGACCAGCUACACCUUUUUGUAACUGAUGAAUAACAUGUCACUUGGACAGUGGCAUCUGGGGAAAGGUUGUGUUUGGGGUGGAGAAUUUGAUAUGAACUGUACAUACAGUACGUCAAUCUGAAUGGAUCGUCAAUGUCUUCAAUGAAAAGAGAGCGACACCUUUGUAAGCACUUUUGCUCUUCAAAA
Molecule: messenger RNA, 3550 nt
Organism: Thalassophryne amazonica
Lineage: Eukaryota; Metazoa; Chordata; Actinopteri; Batrachoidiformes; Batrachoididae
Gene: phactr3a
Product: phosphatase and actin regulator 3a
Biological process (GO): actin cytoskeleton organization
Molecular function (GO): actin binding
Source: RefSeq, a predicted model, not a curated record